Anopheles aquasalis is the source of this 630-nucleotide messenger RNA. It is a transcript of the gene mRpL49, whose product is annotated as mitochondrial ribosomal protein L49. The record is from RefSeq and is a predicted model, not a curated record. Gene Ontology annotation, cellular component: ribosome; mitochondrial large ribosomal subunit. Gene Ontology annotation, biological process: translation. Gene Ontology annotation, molecular function: structural constituent of ribosome. Lineage: Eukaryota; Metazoa; Arthropoda; Insecta; Diptera; Culicidae.
CAAUCGGGAAAUCCACAAAAAUGGCCCUUCGCAUGGUGCUCGGUAAAACGUUCGGCCUCAAACAAGUGAUUCCCUGGGCCAUCUCCAGCUCCCGACAGUUACCGAACAAUGCAAUUCACACGCAACCCAUCCGGCUAUCGUCGUUCCGCUCUUCCGAGCCGGUAGGUGAUAUCGCUCAGUUCCCCGAGGUGGAAGUGGUACGUAAUCCACCCGAAUGGAAGUACGUCGAACGGAUACUGGCACCCCGUACCGUACCGCGGCCUUCACCGAAGGAAAACUAUCCUUCUGGAUGGAAACCGGCGAACCCCCAACCGGGACUCAAGUACACGGUUCUACGCACUAAGAACCACAUGUUGCCAGUGUACCUGCAACGGGCAUUCCGUGGGCAGCGUCGGCUCACCGUUAUCCGGAGAGUGGAAGGCGAUAUCUGGCUACUGGAAGCGGAGCUACGCUAUCUAAUCGAGAAGCAGCUGAACCGACCGAUCAUUACGCGUGUUAACGAGAUGACGGGUCAGAUCGCAUUUAAGGGCGACCAUGCGGCCGUGGUGGAAAAGUUUCUCUUAGAUAAAGGCCUGUAACCAUCUAUGGCCCUUGCUUCGCGGAAUAAAAUAGUUUAGCUCAUUAACCAAA